Molecule: messenger RNA, 600 nt
Organism: Neltuma alba
Lineage: Eukaryota; Viridiplantae; Streptophyta; Magnoliopsida; Fabales; Fabaceae
Exons: 4
Coding region: 1-600 (199 amino acids)
Source: RefSeq, a predicted model, not a curated record
AUGGAGGUUGUGAUUGGAUGCGGUGUAGGUUGUGACUAUUUAUUGCUUACAACACUUUCCUUUGGGAAAAGAAAAGGCUUCAAAAAUGAGAAUGCCAUUAUCAAUGAGCAAGAGUUCAUAGUGACAUUAUUACAUGGUGUUACCAAUGUCAGUGAGGCUUCAUUUAGUGCAUCCAAUACAGAAAUAAAGCUAACCCACCCGAAAAUAAAGGGAAUGUAUGAAAGGUUGGUGACCAUAGUUGAAAGGUUGAUAUCGACAAUUAGAGAAGAGUUAGCUUCCCUCCAGUUGAGGUUGACGGAUGAGAGUGACAAGGAAGAUGUGGUGGAAGCAAUAAGUAGUGAAGAUGAUGAAAAGAACUCAAGUGAAAAUGAAGAAACUAGUCGAGAUGAGAAAGGAGAAGGGAGUGACUUUAGAUUAGAGGAUGAUAGAGCAGAACAAACUGAAGACAAGUCUUGUGAUGCAGCAAUAGAAGAGGAUAAGAGGGAAGGUAAUGAUGAAGAGGGAAAGGAUGAAAUGAACAAGGAAGCACAACAGGAAAUAGAAGUAAGAAGAUCAACACAGGUGAGAAGCCGUGCAAUCAAGUCUCCCUGGUUAAAAUGA